AUGACACUGAAGUCAGAAACGUCACUUAAAUCUGUCAAUGUCAAGUUGGAGGGAAUUGCCAAGACAGUCAUUCAAGUAACUGAGGAGGUUAACGACAGAGGUAAAAAGAGAGAAACAAAAACUCGUGACGAGAUUGAGAUACACCAUGUAUUGUACAAGACUCAAACCGUGUUUCCGCCCGAAGACGUGCGUAAAUCAAGCACUUCAAACCAGUUCACUCUUCCUCCUGGGUCAUAUACAUAUGCAUUUAGAUUCAAGAUCCCUGUCAAUUCAGAUUGCAGGCAGAAUGCAGCUAGCAGCGCUUCUAACUCCUGGGGUAAUGGGUCGAAUGGAUGGACUCCAGGCGGUCCAGGCGGGUCCUUUGCUGGUGGAGCAUUCAGCUCAAUAGCUAAUGGGAGAAUAGGAAGUUCAAUCAGCAAUUCUAUUAAUAACGUCGCUGGUCCAGGGAACAAGCUGCUUGUUACUGGUCGUGGCAUAGAUAUCGCACGAGCCCCUUCAUUACAAUCUCAUGACGGUGGUGUCCUGCCGCCAUCACUGUCAGGCAUUGAAAAUUCUGCUUCUAUCAAAUAUUUUGUCAAGGUAACAGUAGUACGUGCAUCGAUGUUGAAAAUGAAUACUCGAUCGCAUAAACCAUUUAUUUUCCUGCCACUGGACCCUCCAAGAUUGUAUGACUCCAGCAAAAUGGCAUUCGUCAGACGACAGAUUACAGUAGGCACAUCUGUAACAUCUCCAGGUGGCAGCAAAGGACGUAGUACCAGUAGUAGUGGAGGCGGCGGUUUCUUCUCUUCACUACUGUCAAGCCAGAAAGUAUCGUCAUUUAUGGGAGUCAAUACCUGGCCCGGAGAGACUCUAUCGUUUACUUUUGAAAUGAGGUUCCCAAGUGUUGGCACAUUUGUUCCUCUUCGCCCACUUCCUAUUGAGCUUUAUGCGCUGUUUCCAGCAAACCCUACAACUAUGACGGAGCGUAAAGCUAUCUAUAUUUCGUCGUUUAGUGUAUUCCUAUAUGCUAGAACAUUUAUUAGAGCUCACGAACACAACAAAGAAAUCCCACUUCAACUGAAUGUAUGUGAUAAGAAGAACCUGCGUCUUGCUGUAUCCCUUGCUGAUGCUCAACCUGUGACGAGAAAUGGACAAACGGUGUUUGAACUGAGACUGCCGAGCGACCUGCUUAAUGGCGUACAGUUCCCAAGUUAUGUGUCUCCCACUUUUACCACCUGUAAUAUUGCUCGUAAUUAUAGCAUUGGAGUGGAGAUGGGCUUCUACUGUGUCCAGGGUAUCCCUGUAGACCACGUCGGUCUCCUUAGCGACAUCAUUGUGCGCUCAGGUGUCAGUGCUCCUUCCGAAAACACUUCGUCUGCACUGCCGCCACCACCACCAUCGAGACCGGUGCAAUCGGAUCCACCACCUGAAAAAUUGAAGUAUCAUACAAAUGCCGAAGACACACAGGAAAAUGGCGAACUUCCCAGUUACAACGAAGUAGUGGCGGCAACUGUGGGCACGUCUUCUAGCACCCAGCCGGAGCCACGACGGAAGUUCGAACAGGCCCCUGACUACUACAAAAUCAGCAAGGAGUAG
Sugiyamaella lignohabitans is the source of this 1575-nucleotide messenger RNA. RefSeq lists its product as uncharacterized. Gene Ontology annotation, biological process: ubiquitin-dependent endocytosis. Gene Ontology annotation, molecular function: ubiquitin protein ligase binding; protein-macromolecule adaptor activity. The record is from RefSeq and is a predicted model, not a curated record. The transcript has a single exon. The coding region runs from base 1 to 1575 and encodes 524 amino acids. NCBI's taxonomy places the organism in Eukaryota, Fungi, Ascomycota, Dipodascomycetes, Dipodascales, Trichomonascaceae. Gene Ontology annotation, cellular component: cytosol; cytoplasm; plasma membrane.